Symbiodinium natans is the source of this 1170-nucleotide messenger RNA. NCBI's taxonomy places the organism in Eukaryota, Dinophyceae, Suessiales, Symbiodiniaceae. The record is from the annotation of a GenBank genome assembly.
AUGCAGGUCCGCUGGGACGCAGCCCCUCAAGAUUUAACCGAGCAGGAGUGUGCCAUCCGCGAGUUUGCAGAGACGCAUCGCGCGGGUAUCUAUUGUGCGUGGGGCAGUAUCGAGGAGGGCGUCGGAGGUCAAGUGGUCCACAAGGUGGCGAUGAGUAUGGGCUGGAACCCAACAUUCAGCGAUGUUCAAGCAAAGACCGUGGAACCUUGGAUUCUUCAAAGAUUCGACCAAGACUUCUAUGGUUGUCACCUGCGUUUGCUCGUGUUGGCUUACAUCCGGCCAGAGCUGAAAUUUGAAACCACCGAGCAGCUCAAGCGAGAGAUUGCUGCGGACGGUGAGUUUUGUGCGGCUGCUUUGGGCUCUGAACUGCUUGCGUUCCAGGCCGAUCCUUUCCUGCACAGCUGGCCGAGUCCUGCGAAUCCUAUCAAGCUUGAGCCUGUUCCGAUGCUUGAAGGAAUCAUCGUCAGCACAUCCCUAACGAAAGCUUUGCAGGAACUCGCGCCUGCUCCGCCAGGACACGUUCGCCUGUUCCUUGCCCGCCAUGGUGAGACAACCGCCAACGAGAAGGGCCUGCUCUGCGGCGGUGACCACGAGUCAGACUUAAACAGCAAUGGAGAAAAGCAAGCCGAAGAGCUGGCUCAGGAACUUUGCACGCUGGUGGCUCCAGACAUAAUCGGCUCAUCCUCGCAGCGGCGAGCUGUGAGAUCGGCAGAUCUUGUAGCCCGUUGCUUUCCAACAUCGACACGCCUCGUGGUGGAUGACCUGUGUGAAAUGCGCUAUGGCCUGCUGGAAGGCGCUGUUAUUGCGGACGUCGGUGUUGAGAUGAAAUCGAUUGCAAAAGCAUGGCGCGAUGGCAAUCUGGAGGAGCGGGUUGGCGGAGAUCGCGGCGAGAGCCCGAAGGACUUGGUCGAUCGUGUGGUCCGUGCUCUGGGCAAAAGUUUACACCAGCAAGAAGGCAAGGCCGUGCUGCUUGUUUGCCAUUCUUGGGUAAACAAGGCACUGAUCGCCUUGGUUGCGCCUGGCAUGGGGUUGCAGAAGCUGCUGGAUGUACCUCAACGGAACUGCGCCGUCAACGUCAUUGAUGUAGAUUGCCGGCACGCAGAUCUUUCACCAAGCCACUUCCGAGUAUUGGCGGUUGAUUUGGUAGCUGGAUCUCGGGCGAGGAUUUAA